AUGCAUAGUCUUAAUAGCGUACAUCUAGAUAAUAUCAACACAGUCGGCUAAUAAGAUACUUCUAUCUGCAAAAAUCUCCCAGUAAACAAUGAAUGCGACUCGUCAUCAAUUAUCUUACUUAAGAAAAUAGAAGCUCCCAGUCCUGAUAUUCCUGGUUUCAAUUAAGCUGUUUUCAAACCCUUUCAAAAGUUAAUCAUAUACUAUCACAUCGGAUUGUUUGUUCGAAAACUAUUGAAGUACAUUAAACCAGAUCAAUCAUUUAAACCCAAACAUUACUACCUCAUUAAUGACAAAAGUUCGGGCAACAUCAAGGAUUUUAUCACUUAUUCUGGCAAAGCCAAAUAGACAGUUAUGCAAUAUCCAAGUCUUGAUGAGGUCAAUUUCUUUGUAAGGUUGCGAUAUCAAUACAGACAAGGCCUGGUAAAUUGUUAAUAAAAAAUAUUGUACUUAUUUGAAUAGAUACCCUUGAUAGAUCCAUCAUUUAAAAUCAAAAUCAUUUGGGAUCUCCUCCUAAAUGUCUUCAGGAUCUACCUUAUGUAUAUUAUUCCCAUCAUCAUUACAUUCGAAUUACUGAUAGAAGAUUAUGAUUACAUCAUUAUCAUAUCCUAGAUUGUGUUUGCAAUUGAUUUAUUACUACGAAACAUCACUAUCUAUUAUGAUUAGGGUCUACCUGUCGUUGAUCGCUAUUAAAUAGUAAAAAACCAAUAUCAUGUUACCAACCUAAUUGAAUUGAUGGAAAUUUGCUUGCUUUUUGCUAUGGCCUAUUUCAACUUCGAUUUUAAUCACUAAUUCAUAUUGUUUGGGGGUUGGCCUAAGUUAUGGAUGCUCUCAUAUUUUAUUUAGUUAAAAAAUCUAUUAAAUUUUAUAGGAUCAUGGCAGCAAUCCUUCUUAAUGGGUUAAUUAGCAUCAUCAUUAAUAGAGUUAUUUAAAUUGAUAGGCUUGUUGCUUAUAAUAUAGCAUAUUUUUAGUUGCAUAUGGUUGAUCAUUGGAAAGUAUCAACUUCUUAUGGGAAAUUCAAAUUGGAUUACCUUUUUCAACUUGGAACACAUCUCAUGGACAGAUUUAUACAUAGAAUCAAUGUAUUACACUAGUGUAACUAUGUACACUGUGGGAUAUGGUGAUAUCCAUCCAAUAAAUAUAUCUGAAAAAAUGUUUGCCUUUUUAUUUGUAUUUGUUUGUACAUUUUAACUGUCAUUUAGUUUAAAUACAAUUGGUGAAAUUUUGACUAGAAUGAAAAACAAUAACGACAUCAUUAAUAAAAAGUUAAUCUUCAUUAAUUAAUACAUGCAUAAUAAAAAGAUUAGUCAUCAAUUACAGUUUUAAGUAAGAGAGUAUCUAAAUUAUUAUUGGUAUCAAGAGUAAACAUAAUAAACCAAGGAAUAAACAGAAAUUUUAAGUUAAUUAUCAGAUGAUCUAAGAAAACAAAUAGCAGUUGAAUCAAACAGUAUUGUGCUAAAGAAUUGUGACUUCUUUUAUAAGAACUUUUCUACUGAAUUUUUGAAUGAGCUCCUAAAAAACCUUUAAUUUUAGGCCUAUCAACCUUCAUCCACAAUUAAUAUAUUUAAUGAGGAUGAUCAUUUCAUUCAUAUAAUUGAAUCUGGAUAGGUUGAUAUUUACGAUAAAUCUUUUGAAAAGAAAGUACUAAUUGGAUGUUUUAAAUCAAAUGAACUUUUUGGAUUAACAGAAUUCUUAAAUAAUUAAAAAAACUAUAAAUAUGAAUAUAAAAGUUCUGGAUUUGUCAGCACUUUAGUAAUACCUAAAUCAAAAUUUCAUAUGAUAUUACAAAAAUAUAAAUAGGAUUUUGAGACCUUUUGGAAUCUCAAAACCAAUAAUUAUUAAGAAUUAAAGUGUGCAGUUUGCGAAUCCAAAAGACAUCCUCCUGAUUUUUGUAAGCAAGUUCACUAUAUUCCCGAUAGAGAGAAGGUCAUUAAAUAAUUUAAUUUCUAUUAAAAUUAGGAUAGAUAAAAAUUUAGAAGAAAUUCAAUCAGAAUUAAGCAAUUAUACCAUGCAUCUACUGAUUAAGAAAUUAUCAAGGAGGCCGCUCAAAUGGUCAAAGUGAAAAACGACAGCAUUUUCUUUUAGAAAUAUCAAAUUAUUGAAGAUGAAACAACCUAAUAUGAAAGCUAAGAAUAUAUAAACAAAAAGGACAUAGAUUCAGUGGGGAUUUUAAUAAAAGAUCUGGAAAGCCGAUCUUAUCUCGAUUUCUGUCAAAAGUCUCAAUAAAAAUCUGAAAAAGAUAUUUUGGACAUUAGAAUACACUUUUCAUUGGAACUGCAAACUUUAAAGUCUUUGAAGGAUAAAUUGCAUCAUAAGGACUUAUAUUCUGAAAAGGACAUCUAAUAAAUUGAAUAUCUGAUCAAAAUUUUAGAACUUAAACUCAAUUUAGAAGAUAAAAUAGAACUUGAUUAAUAGCAGGAAUAUCAGACCUUUAAUUAAAAGGCAAAUAUCAAUUUAGUAAUUAAGAAGUUGAUUCAUCCAGUCAGAUACAUCAUUACGUAAACCUCAAAAAGUUUAGAUUAUUUCUAGUUGAUUAGCGGGAAUGGGUUGUUAAAAUAUUUGUUCUAUCCUUAUGAUUUCAUAAAUCAAUAUAGGUUCAAUGUUAAUAGAUUAGGUUUGCCGAGAAAGUCUAUGGUAGUCCGACAAUAAGAACGCCGGUUGUCUUCUGCUUUAAUGAGAAAAAAAUAAUAAAAUAUACGAUCCAUGAAAAGAUCAAUUUAAGUUCAUCCAAUUAAAUGA
This is a messenger RNA of Paramecium tetraurelia, 2736 nucleotides long. RefSeq lists its product as uncharacterized. NCBI's taxonomy places the organism in Eukaryota, Ciliophora, Oligohymenophorea, Peniculida, Parameciidae. The transcript has 3 exons. The record is from RefSeq and is a predicted model, not a curated record.